Messenger RNA from Dipodomys ordii (Ord's kangaroo rat), 4344 nucleotides. RefSeq names its product Dab, mitogen-responsive phosphoprotein, homolog 2 (Drosophila) (gene Dab2). The record is from RefSeq and is a predicted model, not a curated record. Gene Ontology annotation, cellular component: plasma membrane. Gene Ontology annotation, biological process: receptor-mediated endocytosis; negative regulation of canonical Wnt signaling pathway; positive regulation of endocytosis. Bases 333 to 2624 code for a protein of 763 amino acids. The transcript has 15 exons. NCBI's taxonomy places the organism in Eukaryota, Metazoa, Chordata, Mammalia, Rodentia, Heteromyidae.
CCGGCAGCAAAAACAUCCCGGCGCAUUCCUGGGGCGCCCGGGGCUGCCAGCAUCUGAUUAGAACCAUAUCUCCCUCGCGCCGGGAGUGGCCGCGCGGCUCCCAGGCUCCCGGCCCGCGGCUAUUUAAGCGGAGCCCACCGAGUCGGCGGCCGCUGCAGCCGGGGAGGCUCCGGGGCGGCCGGGCGCGGGACCGUCAUGCGCGCUUCGCCCAGGCGCUAGCUGGCUAGCCGGUGUGUGUCAUAGGUUAUGUUCAUUUGAGAACUGCCCAUUGAGAAUCGCCUGGUGUCACUGAGUGUCUGUUGGUGCUUGGGUUCGCUGCUUGUCUUCUUGCCAUGUCUAACGAAGUAGAAACAAGUGCAACCAAUGGUCAGCCUGACCAACAGGCUGCCCCAAAAGCUCCAUCGAAGAAGGAAAAGAAGAAAGGUUCUGAAAAGACAGAUGAAUAUCUACUGGCCAGGUUCAAAGGUGAUGGUGUAAAAUAUAAGGCCAAGCUAAUUGGUAUUGAUGAUGUUCCAGAUGCAAGAGGAGAUAAAAUGAGCCAAGACUCUAUGAUGAAACUUAAGGGAAUGGCAGCAGCUGGUCGGUCUCAGGGACAACACAAGCAAAGGAUCUGGGUCAACAUUUCUCUUUCUGGGAUAAAAAUAAUUGAUGAAAAAACUGGGGUAAUAGAGCAUGAACAUCCAGUAAAUAAGAUUUCUUUCAUUGCCCGGGAUGUGACAGACAACCGGGCGUUUGGAUACGUGUGUGGAGGAGAAGGACAACACCAGUUUUUUGCCAUAAAAACAGGGCAACAGGCUGAGCCAUUAGUUGUUGAUCUGAAAGACCUUUUCCAAGUUAUCUAUAAUGUAAAGAAGAAGGAGGAAGAAAAGAAAAAGGCUGAAGAAGCCAACAAAGCAUUGGAGAAUGGAAGCGAGCCCCUAAUGACUGUUGAUGAUCAAACCAACAAACUGAAAUUGGGUGUUGACCAGAUGGAUUUGUUUGGGGACAUGUCUACACCUCCUGACCUAAAUAGUCCAACAGAAAGCAAAGAUAUCCUGUUAGUGGAUCUAAACUCUGAAAUCGACACCAAUCAGAAUUCUUUAAAAGAAAAUCCAUUCUUAACAAACGGCAUCACCUCCUGCUCUCUUCCGCGACCAAAGCCUCAGGCAGCCUUCUUGCCUGAAAAUGCCUUUUCUGCCAAUCUCAACUUCUUUCCCACCCCUAAUCCUGAUCCUUUCCGUGACGAUCCUUUUGCACAAGCAGACCAAUCGACACCCUCUUCGUUUGAUUCUCUCAAAUCUCCAGAGCAGAAGAAAGAGAAUUUGAAUAGUUUGUCUACUCCCCUGGGUAAUGGGCCCCUGAAUGGUGAUGUUGAUUACUUUGGUCAACAAUUUGACCAGAUCUCUAACCGGACUGGCAAACAAGAAUCUCAGGCUGGCCCAUGGCCAAGCCAGCCAGCAGUGAGAACUCAAAAUGGGGUAUCUGAAAGAGAACAGAACGGCUUCCAUACCAAAUCUUCCCCGAACCCUUUUGUGGGAAGCCCCCUCAAAGGACUGUCCGUAUCGAAUGGCGUAAAGCAGGACUUGGAAAGCCCUGUCCAGUCCUCUCCACAUGACUCCAUAGCCAUUAUCCCACCUCCACAAAGUACCAAACCAGGAAGAGGCAGAAGGACUGCUAAGUCUUCAGCAAAUGACUUGCUUGCAUCAGACAUCUUUGCUCCUCCUGCCCCCGAACCUUCAGCCCAGAUGGCACCCACAGGACAGUCUGCAGCCCCACAGACCAACCCUCUGGAUCUCUUCAAAACAAGUGUUCCUGCCCCAGUGGGGACCCUUGCAGGUCUAGCUGGUGUGCCAGUUACACCCCCUCAAGCUGGACCUUGGAAUACGCCUGUGGUCUUCAGUCAGCCCACUACAACGGUCCCUGGAGCUAUGCUGGGUGCUCAACCAUCAGGUUUUGGUCAACCGAUAGUUUUUGGUACAAAUCAAGCUCUUCAAGGCUGGAGCCAGCCUUCAUCUUUUGUAGCCUCAACUAAUCCAGCCCCUGUCAUUUGGGGCUCUUCUCCAUCUGUGGCACCCAAUGCCUGGUCAUCCACAAGCCCUUUGGGGAAUCCUUUUCAGAGCAAUAUUUUCCCCCCUGCUUCCAUGUCCACUCAGCCAUCUUCUAUGCUGUCCGCUCUGGCUACUCCCCCUCAGCCCCCUCCCAGAACUGGUCCUCCAAAAGACAUCCCCAGCGACGCCUUCACUGCCUUAGACCCGCUCGGGGAUACAGAAGUCAAAGAGGUGAAAGAAAUGUUUAAGGACUUUCAACUGCGGCAACCACCCAUCGUACCUGCAAGGAAAGGAGAGCAGCCUCCCGCAGGGACAUCGAGUGCCUUCUCCAGUUAUUUCAACAGUAAAGUUGGCAUCCCUCAGGAGAACGCAGACCAUGAUGAUUUUGAUGCCAAUCAACUGUUGAGCAAGAUCAAUGAACCACCAAAGCCAACUCCCAGACAAAGUGCCCUGCCAGUUACCAAAUCUGCUGAGAACGCAUUCGAGAACCCUUUCUCUAAAGGCCCCUUCAGCUCAUCUCAACCCUCAAUGGCUUCUCCUCAACCUGCAUCUUCUGAUGUGUGUAGGGACCGUUUUGGAAAUCCUUUUGCCUUCUGAACUUGGAAUGCAGAUGAGCCUGAGGAACACAAAGAUUGGCCUUAAGUGCCAAGGACAAAGCUAAUAGCCAGACCUGUCCUGACCUCUGGACUUGUCCAGCUUUGACAUAUUAUCCAUUGCCUUAUUUCUUGUUGCCUCUUCCACUUUUAAAAUGCCUUUCACUUUCUGUGUAAGCUAAAGCUAAAUUGAAACGAUGGCUUUACCUAAAUUAAAAUCUUAACUCUCUAGCUUCUAUGUAAAUGAAGUAGCUUCCUUACAGAACUUCACCUAUUACAUUCCUAGAACCUUCCAGAACACUCUACCUUUGAUCUCUGGUUGGAGAUGGAGCAAACACAAGCCCUCAUACCAUUCUAUCUUGAAUAAAUGCCCACAUCCUUUCCAAACAAAAUCAUUUUAAAGCAAAACCUAAAGAUUCUGAUAUAGCAAGGUGCCAUCUUUAAACAUACCUUCUUUCAGUCUCUUAUAGAGAGUUUUAAAAAUAAAAAUGGAGGCAAGUCUAGCUUCUCCUUAGACACUUUAGAAUCUAAUACAUCUGAUGACCUUUACAUAUGUUAUUUCUCCUCUCUCUGAAGAUUAAUCUCUCCCAAAGCCAAGGCUAUUUUCUAAUCUGCUAAUUAUAUUGCAGAAGAGGGAAAGAAAGCAUUGUUCAUUUCUCUUCAUCUUUCCCUCUGAAUCUUUUUGCCCAUCUAUUUCAUUCUUGGUUCAUAUAGCAUCACCUACCUUUCAUAAGGAUAUUUGUGGGGGCAAAAAAAAAAAAGUCAAAGGACUCACAGAUCCAGAGCCUCCUUUCUAUCUCAUUACUAGUCCAAGAGCUAGAAUGGCAAAUAGGCACAACCUGUACCCUACCCCCUACCACGGAGCAGGAGACUAUACUCUUUGAGCUGAAGUUCCAGAUGAGCAGCUAAUAUGGAGAAGAACUUGAACUCAACUCAGCAAUGAAGGAUCAUAUUCUGAAGAGCAACACAACAAACACAUCAUGAGCCUAAAUAUGACUGUGCCAAAUACAUCGGAUCCUUACUGGGAGUCAGACUAGGCCUUUAUAAAAUAACUAGAAAACUUGCUUGAAGUCCCAAUCUCAUAGCUAGUAUGAAGAAGACAGACAGGAAAUGAACAGGCGACUUAGGGUUAUUAUUGAAAAUCUAAAUAUCUGCAAUAUUUUUCCCUUUGUAACUUUGGAAAUGUUCCCAGUUCAUUUUCACUUAUAUUGCUAGCACAGUUGUGAAGGGUUCGUUCUUUCCAAAAUGAGUUUUGUUUUGUUAAUGUUGGGGUUUUUUUAAUGUUAUCUCUUAAUGCUCAGGUUUUUUUUCUUGUGGGUGUUGAUCGACCCCAUCCAAUGCCACCUUUUGGUCGAAGAAGAGAACGACUGCUCAGGAUUUAAACAAGAAGGUGGACUUGUGAACCUCUAUUGAUUCACCCCUAAGUAGUCCAAGCUGAAGUCCUGUGGUUUUAUGUUUGAUUGUAGUACUUGAUUAUUAUGGCAUAAUUUUCUGGCUGGCUUCCUACUCAGUCCAUUAGAAACACAGACUUGAAAUAGUCCUUUAUAAGUCCAAAUACUUAAAAGUACUAAACUGGAGGUAACUAUUUCUAGGUAGUUGAACUUUUUUGAAAGUGAUGAUCAGCCACACAACUGUUUUGUACAUACUUAUUUUCUUGUGCACUUUUCUGUAUGCAAAGAAAGCUAUAAAUUUACUCGUUUCAAUAAACUGGAAUGGCAUACUUU